Molecule: messenger RNA, 3553 nt
Organism: Coregonus sp. 'balchen'
Lineage: Eukaryota; Metazoa; Chordata; Actinopteri; Salmoniformes; Salmonidae
Source: the annotation of a GenBank genome assembly
AUGGAUCCUCUCUACACUUAUAGAUUACUACCACCAACAUACACCAACACGAAGGACCCUGACUACAGUUAUAGACUAGUGAGGCUGGAACUGGUAGACUGCUGGCAGACUGCAGACCUGAACAUCAUCAUCAAACAAGAAGAGGAAGAGGAGAGCGCUCUACAAGUUGAAGAAGAAGAAGAAGAAGAAGAAGAGGAGGAGGAGGAGGAAGAGGAUAGCUCUCUACAAGUUAAAGAAGAAGAAGAGGAGGAGGAAGAUCAUGCUUUCAUGGUCAAAGUAGAGGAGGAAGAGGAGGACAAAGCUCUUGUAGUUAAAAAAGAAGAAGAGGAGGGUGGUUUUGCGGUCAAAGAAGAAGAAGAGGAAGAAGCUAUUGGGGUUUUUAUUCUUCCUGGUAUGUACAGAUAAUGUGUACGUCCAAAAUGGCACCCUAUUCCCUGUAGAGCCCUAUAGGCCUUGGUCAAAAAUAGUGCACUAUAAAGGGAAUAAGGUGCCAAUUGGGACGUAAACCAAUAUUGAGUGUUUGCUAGUAUGAACCUUAGCACGGUACUGUUAUUUCUUCAGAUUUAACCAAAGACUCGUUAUUUCGUUGACACAGACGGAAACUGCAACCAGUGGCCUGUCAGUGGGAAGAGUCCCUCUGUGUCAGAAGAACCACAACAACAACAACAACAACAACAACAACAACAACAACCAAAGAAACAACAACAACAGCCCCAGGAACCCCACCACUCCCCUCUGUACUGCCCCGACUGUGGGAGGAGCUUCAUCAGCCCCGGGAUACUGAACGUGCACCGCAGAAUCCACCAGAGCAGAACAAUCCACACCACCACCACCGGUGAGCCGCCUCACUACUGCCGUGACUGCGGCAAGACCUUCGACAGCGCCCAAUACCUCAACAAGCACCGUUUGGUUCACACAGCAGAGAGGACGCACCACUGCUCCCAGUGUGGCCGGAGCUUCCUGAGACUCCAGCACCUCAAAGACCACCGGAGAACCCACAGCGGAGAGAAGCCUCACUACUGCUCCGUGUGCGGGAAGGGCUUCACCAAGGGCCGAAUGCUCCGGACACACCAACGUCUGCAUGCCGUGGAGGGGGCUGACGUCCGGGAUGGGACGGGGGAGGGUAGUGGGGUGGUGAUGUCAGCGAUGGGGCGGAAGAGAGCUCUGAGAGUUCUAGCCGGAGUGGAUUACUACUACUGCUCUGAGUGUGGGAAGAGCUUCUCCAGUUCAGCCUAUCUUAAGGUGUGUCAACUAUAGAUCACUCUAAAGAAAGGCCUACAUCUGCUCCCAUUACCACCUGUAUUGACAAGCGUAUAUUUACAUUUACAUUUUAGUCAUUUGGCAGACGCUCUUAUCCAGAGCCACUUACCGUAGACAACCACAUAUCUUAGUCAUAGUAAGUACAUUUUUCCUCAAUAAAGUCAGCGCUAGUAAUAAUAAUAAUAAUAAUAAUAAUAAUAUGCCAUUUAGCAGACGCUUUUAUCCAAAGCGACUUACAGUCAUGUGGUCAGACAUGUUUACGUCCAGUGGGCCGGCCUUUCAGUUAUGUUUAUGUAGACUUUAUUAGCCCAGCCCCUUUUUAAGGAUGUGCCGUAUGACCACAAAUGUUUCUACAAAUGUCACGCUGUCAUGCAGUUCCGAGACUUGGCCAGUAGGUGUCUCCCAUAGAAAUAGAAUGGGCGUCCCCGUUCAAGUCAAUGAUGGCGUAAUGGGUGGACUAGCGGUCAGUUUGCCAGUCAAAUUGCCAGGGUUGGCAGUUCCAAGCCCGUUCGAUUCAUUACAUUUCUAUGGCGUCUCCAAAUAAUCAUGUACAAUAGAAAACCUUGGGCGAGUUCAGCAGGACGCAAUGUUUUGAAACGUUCAGAUAGAAAUAGUCUAUCUAGAACAAACAUGCCUCUCUGACAUGUAGCAUAAGGAACCUCGUCGGCUCUAUUCAUGGCAUUUCUAUCCGCAAAGUUCGACAACUUUUUGGCUACUGAACGUAGCCCUGUUGUCUCAAUUUUGAUGAAACCGAAGGAUGCGUUUCUAACCACAGAGGUCCUAUUAAAUUAAGUUCUAAUAUGUAAUUCAAUGUUUCUGUUUCAGGUGCAUCAGAAGGCGCACACGGGAGACAAACCCCACCAGUGUGCUCAGUGUAAGAAGACAUUCGGCACGUCAUGGGGUUUAAAGGUCCACCGGCAGACUCACUCUGGAGAGAAGCCCCACCAGUGCGCCGACUGUGGGAAGAGGUUCUCGGACCUGCGCAGCCACAAAGCCCACCAGAGCACCCACACUGGAGAGAAACCAUACACAUGCCCUGUCUGUGGAAAAGGCUUUGCCUGGCAGAAGAGCCUACAGAAACACCAGGCCACACACAGCAGCACUGGUGGUGGAAUCAUAGAAGUACAUAUAGAAUAAUGUAUGAUAACCUGGAGGUUUUCACUCCAACCCUAAUCUAGCACCUGAUUCUAAUAACCAGCUGGUUGAUAAAAUGAAUCAGGUUAGUUACAACUGGUAGUUGAAGCUACGGGACAGGAGGGUAGCUCUCCAGGAACAGGGUUGGGUUACAGGAGGAUAGCGCUCCAGGAACAGGGUUGGGUUACAGGAGGAUAGCGCUCCAGGAACAGGGUUGGGUUACAGGAGGAUAGCGCUCCAGGAACAGGGUUGGGUUACAGGGGGGUAGCGCUCCAGGAACAGGGUUAGAUUACAGGAACAGGGUUGGGUUACAGGGGGGUAGCGCUCCAGGAACAGGGUUAGAUUACAGGAACAGGGUUGGGUUACAGGGGGGUAGCGCUCCAGGAACAGGGUUGGGUUACAGGAACAGGGUUGGGUUACAGGGGGGUAGCGCUCCAGGAACAGGGUUGGGUUACAGGAACAGGGUUGGGUUACAGGAGGAUAGCGCUCCAGGAACAGGGUUGGGUUACAGGGGGGUAGCGCUCCAGGAACAGGGUUGGGUUACAGGGGGGUAGCUCGCCAGGAACAGGGUUGGGUUACAGGAGGGUUCCAGAACAGGGUUGGGUUAAAGGAGGAUAGCGCUCCAGGAACAGGUUGGGUUACAGGAGGGUAAGCUCUCCAGUGAACAGGGUUGGGGUUUAAAGGAGGAUAGCGCUCCAGGAACAGGGUUCGAUUACAGGAGGAUAGCACUCCAGGAACAGGGUUCGAUUACAGGAGGAUAGCGCUCCAGGAACAGGGUUGGGCCCUGUUUUGGUUUAUCAUGUCACAUCACCUGGAUUUUAAUCUUUAUUUUAAGCCUUUUCCAGAAAUGAGAAUUAGACCAAAAAUAAAAGCGAUUGUUUGAGGAUGAUGCUGGACCAUGUGACUUAAAAAGAAAAGGGGACAGUUUGAUUAAAAGCUUUAAAUAAAGGUUAAAAUCCGAGACACCUGUUAUGAUUAACCAAAACACAGGUCCCUAAUUAUAGAAUCUCUAUGGGGGAAACACAACUCCUGCUCUCUCUUGGACGAGGGAAUGCUGUUUAUACACAAAUGACAGAAUGUACAACACAAAUGUAGUUUGUAAUCCUAGUUGUUUUUUUCUCUCUCAAAGUGUUCUUUGGAUGGAUUGUGCAACAGGUGA